UCCAGCCCACCAGGGUCUCCACCAGCCAGCCAGCCAGACUGCUCAUUCACUUGUCUGGUUCUGCCUGUGACACACGUCUCUGCUGCCCGCCGUCUGCUUCUUCACACUCUCAGAAAUGUGCGACAUGCCUGAGAAUUGCGCAAUUUGUAAAAACAAAUUCGAUGAACUUCUACGGAGGCCGCGUAAUCUGCCUUGUGGCCAUACAAUCUGCUCACAGUGUGCUAAAGAUUCUGUACAGAAGGGUCUGUUCAUUUGCCAGAGAUGUCGUGUUGAGGGCAGUGUCUUAGCUGAUGCUCAAUUGCCAGUUAAAUGCAGAACGGAGGCCUUUAUCAGGAAACACAAAGGUUUUAGGCCGACGUCAGUGGCACCAGACUCUAUUAAACCUCAAGACUACUCAAUAAAACUCGGCAUUAACUUACCGUCGCUGAUAGAGCCGCCCAAGGUCAGAUUGAACAGGCUCAUAUAUCGUUGUGACCGAUUCUGUUCAUAUUUGGACGACCAUCGGGUACAGCUGAGGAUCUCUAAGAAUAAACACGACGAUCUUAAGGACGGACUCCCCAGUCAGUUGGAAGAGAACAACGCGGCGAUCAGACUGCUGGAGCUGGAACUUGCGAGUGUGGCAGACUUGGCAACAGUAGGCCAGGAAAUAAAGCGGCAGCUAGAAGAGUUGUUGGUGCGCCUCAACGCGGUAGAAGCUGCACAAGAGGUAUACGUGAUCAACGACGUUGAUGUAUGUCGUAGGAAGCUAGACAAUUGGGAGAGGCAGUGCAAGGUACUACUCCCAAAGUGUUACACUCGCCCCACCGCACUUAAGAUGCUGGAGAUGAUGAGGGCUUCCAUGAAAAUGACCUCAGAGAAGAACGCCGCGGUGGCCCCCGUCGACCUGGAAGGCUCUGCGGUGGCCCCCGUCGACCUGGAAGGCUCUGCGGUGGCCCCCGUCGACCUGGAAGGCUCUGCGGUGGCCCCCGUCGACCUGGAAGGCUCUGCGGUGGCCCCCGUCGACCUGGAAGGCUCUGCGGUGGCCCCCGUCGACCUGGAAGGCUCUGCGGUGGCCCCCGUCGACCUGGAAGGCUCUGCGGUGGCCCCCGUCGACCUGGAAGGCUCUGCGGUGGCCCCCGUCGACCUGGAAGGCUCUGCGGUGGCCCCCGUCGACCUGGAAGGCUCUGCGGUGGCCCCCGUCGACCUGGAAGGCUCUGCGGUGGCCCCCGUCGACCUGGAAGGCUCUGCGGUGGCCCCCGUCGACCUGGAAGGCUCUGCGGUGGCCCCCGUCGACCUGGAAGGCUCUGCGGUGGCCCCCGUCGACCUGGAAGGCUCUGCGGUGGCCCCCGUCGACCUGGAAGGCUCUGCGGUGGCCCCCGUCGACCUGGAAGGCUCUGCGGUGGCCCCCGUCGACCUGGAAGGCUCUGCGGUGGCCCCCGUCGACCUGGAAGGCUCUGCGGUGGCCCCCGUCGACCUGGAAGGCUCUGCGGUGGCCCCCGUCGACCUGGAAGGCUCUGCGGUGGCCCCCGUCGACCUGGAAGGCUCUGCGGUGGCCCCCGUCGACCUGGAAGGCUCUGCGGUGGCCCCCGUCGACCUGGAAGGCUCUGCGGUGGCCCCCGUCGACCUGGAAGGCUCUGCGGUGGCCCCCGUCGACCUGGAAGGCUCUGCGGUGGCCCCCGUCGACCUGGAAGGCUCUGCGGUGGCCCCCGUCGACCUGGAAGGCUCUGCGGUGGCCCCCGUCGACCUGGAAGGCUCUGCGGUGGCCCCCGUCGACCUGGAAGGCUCUGCGGUGGCCCCCGUCGACCUGGAAGGCUCUGCGGUGGCCCCCGUCGACCUGGAAGGCUCUGCGGUGGCCCCCGUCGACCUGGAAGGCUCUGCGGUGGCCCCCGUCGACCUGGAAGGCUCUGCGGUGGCCCCCGUCGACCUGGAAGGCUCUGCGGUGGCCCCCGUCGACCUGGAAGGCUCUGCCUCCAGUAUGGUGCUAAUGUUCAGAAAAUUAUCGAAAAGUUCUGAAGCGCUGUUAAAGUGUGAGCUAUAAUUACUCUUCAGCCACGCAACUUUAACUAUUUUUCUGUAUUUUUAGUUUUUCAGUCGGUUGACUAUAUUGUUAAAAUGUUGUGGAAUUGUUAGGCAGUAAUUGAGUAUUUUUUCUGGUAAGCUUCUUUAAGAGGCUCCGAGCCAUCCUCCAUAGCACCUUUGCUACCACACUAGGUUCUAAAGAUCAAACACCUGUAAGACCAAAGCCAGUCUGAUCUCCCCAAUAAACACAGCGAAGUGAAAUUCGUGAGCACAACAGUACCAACGGAAAAUCAUAUAAAAAAAAGUAACUGGACAACGUUUAGUCACAAAAAAUUAUGAACAAGAGCGUUGUUUAGGUCCAAAUGGGAGUUAGCAUUACUAGCUCGCCACCAGAUGGGAACCCUGGCGACCCAAGCCACCACAGUUAUUAACCCACUGUGACGUAAACAGUCUGUCGUGACACAUCAACAUAGAUGUUGUAUUCUGUCAAAUAUUCAAACUCCUGCAGGGAACUCCAAAUUGUGAUACUUCUUUCUUCCAUAGGUCUGGGUUAGUUCUAUUGCAUCCAUAUUAGUGUAUUGUAACUAUAUUUAGGAAAGUGUUAGCAAGUCGAUAGGAUUAGCCUAGGGAUAAGCGUGUGGUAACAGCACUUAGUGCUACCUGUCACCAUCUCUUACACUAUUAACAAAAUAUCACCAGUGUUUACUGUCUUAUCACCACCACGCCUUUUUUUUUACACAAUAGCCGAUGUCACCUUCAGUGACGUCAUCGUUAAUUAUUAGCUGUUGGUCACACAUCACCAUCGCAUCUGCUUUACAGCUAUUCUUGUAUGUCCCUAAAUUCAUUCCUGCCUUUGAAUCCCUCGCCAUUACUGGUGCCUCGCCAUUGUCACCCCUAACACUCGCCUGUCAGUCGGGUCCCACAACUGGGCAAGUGACCAUACCGAGCAAUAAACAUGUUUAGUCCCUAAUGAUAUUUAUGGCUAGAUUUUAAUGUAUUUUACACAGUAAAAAAAAAAUUAAUUUUAAUAUCCAAAAUGUUAACCGUUUCCGUUAAAUGGGUAAUACCUAGAUUAAUUACUGAAACUGGUAUUUUGACUAUACAUCCUCCUCAGUCUAGCCUGUAGUUGCCUUGAGGCCUUGUUUA
Molecule: messenger RNA, 3144 nt
Organism: Procambarus clarkii (red swamp crayfish)
Lineage: Eukaryota; Metazoa; Arthropoda; Malacostraca; Decapoda; Cambaridae
Source: RefSeq, a predicted model, not a curated record